This is a messenger RNA of Striga asiatica, 387 nucleotides long. NCBI's taxonomy places the organism in Eukaryota, Viridiplantae, Streptophyta, Magnoliopsida, Lamiales, Orobanchaceae. The record is from the annotation of a GenBank genome assembly.
AUGACACAAGCAACUGUUGAAGAACCUCCUUGUAAUGAUGAAGGGGUGAUAUGCAACAUGAACCCAAAUGAAGACCCUGCUUACCAUCUAUCUGAUAUUGUUAUAAUUGUGGGGGCUUGGGAGUCUACAAAGCAAAUGAUGGUGAGUAAUGUCUGUGAAACUCAAAUGGAAAAAGUUGUUGUUGCUCCAAUGAUGAAACAGGCAAGAACGUGGAAGAGGAAGGCAGACAAAUCAGGAAGAUUACAAAGAAAAAAGAGGAAGGAAGAGGAGUAUCCUUUGGAUAAAGUGGAGUGGUUUAAUUUUGUAUAUCUGAGCACUAUAAAACAAGAAAGAGAAUUCCAGUGGCUCUUUUUGCAGGAGGACAAAGAGCAAUGGGGAGAGGAAUGA